UCCGUGUUAGAGCUCAUUUUAUUACUUCUCUUCAAAUCACAUUAAUCGUGGAAUGGAAACACACAGCAACAGAACGUACCAGCGUGACUUCAAACACUUUGUUACAGGAAAUGUUCAAAAUGUCCUCCGUUAGCAAGGAAACAUGCAUCCACUCUCCGUCGCAUGGAAUCCCUGAUGCGCUGAUGCAGCCCUGGAGAAUGGCGUAUUGUAUCACAGCCGUCCACAAUACGAGCACGGAGAGUCUCUACAUUUGGUACCGGGGUUGCGUAGACAAGAGCUUUCAAAUGCCCCCAUAAAUGAAAGUCAAGAGGGUUGAGGCCAGGAGAGCAUAGAGGCCAUGGAAUUGGUCUGCCUCUACCAAUCCAUCGGUCACCGAAUCUGUUGUUGAGAAGUGUACUUAUACUUCGUCUGAAAUGUGCAGGAGCUCCAUCGUGCAUGAACCACAUGUUGUCGUACUUGUAAAGGUGCAUGUUCUAGCAGCACAGGUAGAGUAUCCUGUAUGAAAUCAUGAUAACGUGCUCCAUUGAGUGUAGGUGAAAGAAACUAAAAUGAGCUCUUAAAUGGAAAUUAAUCGUUUCGGGACACAUGUCCACAUAAAAUCUUUUCUUUAUUUGUGUGUGAGGAAUGUUUCCUGAAAGUUUGGCCGUACCUUUUUGUAACACCCUGUAUAGGGGCAAAGUGUCAAGUAGCCUCAUACCUUAACAGUACCCAUCAUACAUUCAGGGUAAUGGUAGUCACCAUGUCAAAUGACCAUCAUUACGCUCGGUAGUAUCAACCAUGGAAGUCACCAUAAUUAAGAUUGUGACAGUCACAGUCUACUGUUCAGCAUGUUAUUUCAUCAAAGAUUCUUGUAGUCUCCACUAUGUAAUAGCAUAAGUUAGCAAUGUCAGCAGAAGAUCAAGAACAUUUUGUAAUACAAGAUAAAGUUAAUACCUUAGCAUGGAUGCACUAUAAUGUUUGGCUGACUUUCUAAAGUAGCUGAAAAUGGAUAGUUCAAAGCAUAUCAACCCUCAUUUCCAACCUGUGUGAAGGUGUAUCAAUGUUGUUUCAUUGAGGUUUCAUGUAGUUUGAACUGAGUGACAGCAUUUUUCAGUCCUUGGCAAGUGCACUUACAAGCUGGAAGUUAGGUCAACAGUAAUGUUACAUGUGUUUCAUAAUUUAUACAACAGAUCUUUAAAUAUUUUGAUAAAUAAUGCACACACAUUUUGUUCUCUUUAAAGCAUAGUGCAGUAAUCAAACUUCGCUUGUUGUGAUGUGCAUCUUAACCUAUUAGAUAUAUCAGUAGUGCCAAUAAUCUGUAUUUUUUUAACAAUAUUAUAGAAGAAUGAAAUUACUUCAGUAGCACCUUUUAUGUUUUGUACUUCAUAUACACACAUAGUUUAAUUGCUUCAAAGACUGAAUUUUUGUUAACAAUCAGAGACCUGUAGCUGUACUUGCAUUUUGAUAAAUAACUUUGUUUUGAUAAAAAGAUUGCAUUUUCAAUACCUGGAAUUUUCAUCUUUGUGUGAAACCUUUUCCAUCUUUUCCUAUUUUACAUUAUGUAUUUGGUACUUUUAACAGAGCAGGAAAAGAUAGAUUGCUACUUGCCAUACAGAUAACCUGCUAAGUUGCAGAUAGGCCCAAUUAAAAGACACUUACACAUAAGCUUUUGGCCAUAGUCAAUUGGAAAAAGAGAAACACACACCAUUCAUUACUACAAGCAAGCACACCUCACGCAUAGUCCGCCCAGAUAGCCGUGCGGUCUAAUGCGCUGUUUCCCGAGUGGGAAGCGUCAGCGAUUGAGGGCUGGUUCCCCUUAUUCCAUCUCAGUUACACUAUGUCAGCGAUUGCUGCACAAAUUCUGUCUCCAUGUACGCGUACACCAUAAUUACUCUACCACACAAACAUUUGGGGUUACACUCGUCUCUGGUAUGAGACGUUCCCGGGGGGGGGGGGGGGGGGGCAAAUGGGGGAUGAACUGCACAAUAAACCUGGGUUUGGUGUGGGGCGGCAGUGGAGUGGGUGGACUGCUGUGGUCUAUUGUGGGGUUGUGAACUACUGAGGGCUAUGGCAGGACGAAGCCUCUCCAUCGUUUCCUGACUGCCAACUCUGGCAGCACAGGCUGGAGUGCAACUAUACUGUGAGAUAGAAGCACUGUGAGAUAGAAGCAGUAACUUGAGUGGGGUGGGGAAGGGGAAGUGCUAGCAGUGUAUAGGUGAGGGAAGAGAGGAGUGCCAUCUUGCGGGGUGUGCAGGUACUAGAACGCUACCAGGCACAGUAUCAGGAUGUUGUGGAGCAGGGAGGUGGGGAAAAUGGAAUGAAAAAGGAGAGGAGUGGAGAAAGAUGGGCAGGUGCAUUAGCAGAGGAUGGCAAAGAAAGAGUGUAGGCGGUGAGGAUGGGGAGCAGGUAAUAGGACAGAGAGAGUGGGAAAUGUUGGGUGGAGGGUGUGGGGACAGUAUGUUACCAUAGGUUGAGUCUGGGAUAAUUACAGGAUCACAGAAUGUGUUGUAAGGGUAACUCCCAUCUGUGCAGUUCAGAAAAGCUGGUGGUGGAUGGCUUGAUUAGUGAAGCAGCCACUGAAAUCAGGCAUGUUAUGUUCAGCUGCAUGUUGUGCCACAUGGUGGUCUACUUUGCACUUGGCUAUAGUUUGGUAGUGGCCAUUCAUCCAGGUGGACAGCUGGUAGGUAAUCUUCAUGUAGAUUGUUCUGAUUCCUAUGACAUUUAACUGGUGAAUAAAUAAUGCUGAAACUUGUAGUGCAAAGAAAGAUAGAUAGCUCCAUGUCAUGCAUUUAAAAAAAUGUAUUAGUCAUUUACAAUAAAAUUCAGGCACAAUGUGAGAUAUACAAUAACGGCACAUUACAAUAUGUAAAUACACCGUUUUUCUAACCGUAUACAAAUUACAGGGUGGUAUUUCUGUUGUCACAAUAAACUGCCAGCACAUACAAAAAUGAGAACUUUGAAUCCGGCCAAAGGUAUAGCUUGUUAGCGAUGCUUUAAAGUUCUCUGUAGAACAUUGUGUGUGAAUUCCCAGUUAUAAUUUAGUUAUCAGAGGAAGAGUAAAUUAUUUUUGGACGUAUCUACUUUUGCAUGUAUGGGUACACAUACAGCAACCUAGAGCACUUAAUACAUUAGAUGAAAUGUCAGCAGCUGUUUCCAAAGUGGUAGCUUCAAUGUGAGCAAUGUUUGACAUUCAACUAAAUCAGUUUCCAGAGGAUUAGAUCAGAUGAGGAGAGGGAGGCGGGAAGUAUUUGCUUGAUUCUGUGAGGAAUGUAAUGAAAAAGGACAUUAAUGGAUCAUUCUAUGUAAACAACACAAAGCAAUCCUUUCAAGUUAAACAUCUCUGAUUUCUGCCACAUUUUCUAUGUUCAGUCAUCUUGGUAAGAGAUGAACAGCUACCAAUCUCCGCCAUACACUGUCAGAUGGCUUGCAGUGUAUGGAUGUAGAAGUAUAUGAGAACCCUGUGGAAAUUACAGCUCUGCAAACAACUAAAAUUUACUAGAAUUGUGAUUCUAAUCUAUAUAAAACAAUGGACUUACCACCAGAAAAUUAAUUUAGUAGGCCCUUGCAUUAAUAUGCAGUAUGACGUCACAUCCUCCAACUAACCUUUUCCCUUCCUACCCCAGAUUGUCACCAGCCAGCAGUCAAGGUGACCUCGGCUGUAGGGGAACCUUUCUUAACUUAAAUGUGUUGUAUCCUAGAGACUUCCAUAGAAUGACAUGAAAGUGUGUAUAUGUGCCACUUCCAUUUUCAUUUAUCAGUGCAAUAUAAUGAAACUAUCAGGUUUCUUUCCAUGCAGAAGGAGGUGUGCAUAGUAACUGUACUAAUUUCAAGUAGUAAAGGGUACCCCUUACUACUUGACAUUGAAACUAAAUAACUCAAAAUAUACCAGACAGAAUAUAUAAAUAUACUUUUAUGAGGAUUGGAUAGGAAAUUUACGUUUGUAGUAUAGAUUUUAAUUAAAAUUGUGCCAACCAUCACCACCUCACACAUUAUCAUUAGCACUUUCGUCAGUGAAAUUAAUUUCAUAAUUACGUUCUUGAAUGUGCAAUGACAGAACAAGCAGUGGGAAUGGCCAACCUAAAGAAGUUUUUUGUUUUGUUUUGUUUAUGCCUCCUGGCUGGAUCAACGGAAGCGUCCGAUUCCAUCCGUCUGCUUUGACCCGUGACGUAAUGGUAUUGUGGUGUGUGACGUCACUACGAUGCAGAGUUUUUGAGUUGGUUGUGUUUGUAGGUGUCAUGUUGUUGUAUUUGCUGGUGCCCUCUGGUGGUAAAUGUAGACGUACUGAGUUUAACGGGUAAUAUUGUGUUGAUUUGAGUUUUGGUUGUCAUCGUGCUAAAGUGGUUUUGAGUUUCCGUAGUUAGUGCGAUAACGUGGGUUGUGAAGUACUUUCAGUGAAUUAUUUAGGCGAAUAGCCUAGGAAGAAAUUGACUCCUUGUGAGAAAACGUAAAAACUGAAAAUUGUGACCGGAGUGUUGCGGCAUUUUUUGUAACACAACUCGGAAAAAAAUAAUGAAGGAAGACCUUAAAGAAUAUGGUACCAUUGUCUAGGUGAAAGAUACGUAUGCAUGAGAGAAUACAAAUUUAGGCUGAAGUUCUGUAGAAGCCAAAUUAUUUUAUUGUUGCCAGUGCCACAUAUGCUUUCUGUGUAUGUGAUUCACACACUUUUAACUUUUGCUGCAGAGUUUUAAAGGUGGAAAGAGAAUGUAGCAACACAUCAGGAACAUUCGUUAUGGUCAUACAGUGCAGUAUUUGUUUCAUUCAGUCCUGCACUGCUAGUAUGUUCUUACAUCCAUGUCCCAAUUAUUAAAGCACGAUAAGUUGGGUUGGAAUGACACUGACGAAAUUACAUACAAAUAUUGUUUAACAACAGAGAUCAAGGUACUACGGUGUUUGCUACGACUUUAAACAGCUUCUACAACACUAAUUUAUCGCCCAGCAGGAGGUGCAAAUCUUUCGGAUACUAAGGACGAACACAAAGUAAAAUGAUCUCGCGUUCGUAAUACGUAGGUAUCAUAACAGUUCACAAGGAAAAAUUCACCCAUUAGAAAUGCAAAUACUAAUUACGUCUGUCAUAUAUGGAAAUAUCCGACUUCUUUCAUUACACAUUUCUACAUGAUCCCACUCCUUUGUUCUUUAAUUUUGGUGAGAUGAUCACAAAUAAAUAGGCAAUACGAUUUUGGCUUGUUUAUGCACAGCCUUGACUUAUCCGCGUUAUUACCGACAGACAUUCCUUUACGGAAUUAAUUAUACUAAACGAGUUGAUGGAAAAUAGCACUCUUUGCAAUUAACUAAUAUCAUAUUUUUAAGCUACACAGAAAAAACACUAUGAAACGCGAAAGAUAAUAUGGAUCACAAUUUCAUUUUUGUUUUUUUAUGAAAAUGUUAUCAAUUAACAAUUCAGUCUUGAUAUUUUUAUUUCUUUAAUAUGCGCUAUUUCGCUAGUGGCAUCUGGAAAAAUGAAAUUCGUACUAAUUACUGAAUAUUUCCGUAUUUUUUAUUUUUAUGACUGACAUAUCUCCCCUUCUAACUUCCUUGAUUACGUCUUUGACAGCAGAAUACUACUUUGAACGCUAUGCAGAGGAAAACAAAGACAUGUGAAUAUUUGUGUUUUGGCGGCAGUAGUGUGGUGUUCUCGCCUCGUGUAAGGUUUGUCGACGGCGAAGACUAGCAAAAUGGCUGGUGUUUUUGGAAUUCACGUGGGUAAUUCUUCAGCAUGCUUGGCGUAUUGUAAGGAUGGGAAAGUUGAUAUAAUAGCCGAUGACAGUGGCAACAGAAUAAUGCCUGCAAUAGUCGCGUUUGUUGACGGUGAAGAGACUGUUGGUCUCCCAGCGAAGGCAGCUCUUGUUAGAAAUGCCGCAUGCACCAUUGUUAGAAAUAAGAAACUCUUAAAUGACCGUAUUCCUGACGACGAACUUGAGAAUCAUAUAAAGUCAGUGAAAUGUAAAAUAGUGACUGAAGGAGGUUUGAAAUACGAAAUCAGAGAUGAAGACAAGAUCGUCGUGUAUACCCCAGAAGGAGCCAUGACGUGCAUAUACAAGAAGCUAUUCGGGUUUGCAUCCACGUGUGUACCUCCAGAUACAGAUCUGCGCACUGUCCUGUGUGUGCCCUUAAAUUUUUCAAAGUAUAGUCGUCAGGCACUGGCACGUGCAGCUGAAGAUGCAGGAUUCGAUGUUCUGCAAGUAAUUAGUGAACCUGUAGCAGCCUUGCUUGCUCAAGGGUAUGGUGUUGAGUCCCCAGAUGAGAGAGGGAUGUGCCUCGUUUAUCGCCUGGGGGGAGCUACAAUGGAUGUUACCAUCGUAUUGUGCUGUGCAGGAAUGUACACAGUGAAAGGCCAUGUGUAUAAACCAAACUUUGGAGGGGACAAGUUCACAGAAAUACUUGCUACCUUUCUUGCUGAAGUAUUUCACCAAAAAUGGAAGUUGGAUCCAAAUGAUAGUCGGCGUGCUAUGGCUAAGUUGUACAACUCUUCCGAGCAGUGCAAACACAUUUUGUCCACAAUGAGUACAGCUCAUUGUUUUAUUGAGUCUCUGUGUGAAGGAACAGACUUUAGCUACAAUGUAACUAGAGCUCGGUUUGAAAAUUUGAUUAGCGCAGCUGUGAAAAUGUGCACUGCCCCCAUAGAAGAAGCACUGAGCCAAGCAGGCAUUCAUUACAGAGAGAUAAACAAGGUGCUCCUGUGUGGUGGAUCUGCGAAAAUCCCAUUAAUUCAGCAGUCUGUCUCUGAAAUGUUUCCCAAUUCAGAGUUAUUAUGUAGCGUAAAUCCUGAUGAACUGAUUGCCCUGGGUGCUGCGAAGCAUGGUUGUUAUCUGAAAGAACCAUUUGACCCAGGUUGUGAUCAUCUAUCAUAUGAUAUCCCAGUUGUUACAAAAUCAAUUUUUAUGAAGGCAAACGAUGAUAAAGUGUUGGUUAUACCAUCACAGACACCUGUUCCGGUCAAAGUCACAAAGAGCCUUCCAUUCACAAUCUCCGGAGAAAGUGUACUAGUUCAGGUUUGGGAAGCUGAUGAUGAUGAUGAUGAUGAUGAUGAUGAUGAUGAUGAUGAUGACGAUGAUGACAAAGAACAGCGAGCUGUAAUUUUGGGAAAUCUGACGCUUGAUGGUGUGUCCGCUUCCAGCAGUUUGACUGCUGAAAUAAAUGUAAACAGUAUUGGAAGUCUGCAUGCAAGCAUAACUGAUACUGCAACACAGAAGAAAUCUUCCUUUCGACUGGGUCCUCCACCACCAGAUAAACAAUAGUUCUCAAACAAGCUGGUUAACAACCAUAAUUUAGGGAAACAAUAUUUAACAAAAUUUUUGCUAACAUGUGUUGACAUAAAUCUGUCAAUAAGCAGAAUGUGUUCAAAAAUAUGUUUUUUUAAAUUUGAAAAAUGAUAUGUUGAUAUUGCCUGUGAUAUUAAAAUAAAAUGAUUUCAUAUA
Molecule: messenger RNA, 7394 nt
Organism: Schistocerca gregaria
Lineage: Eukaryota; Metazoa; Arthropoda; Insecta; Orthoptera; Acrididae
Product: heat shock 70 kDa protein 14-like
Exons: 10
Coding region: 5652-7214 (520 amino acids)
Biological process (GO): cellular response to unfolded protein; protein refolding
Cellular component (GO): ribosome; cytoplasm
Molecular function (GO): ATP hydrolysis activity; ATP binding; ATP-dependent protein folding chaperone
Source: RefSeq, a predicted model, not a curated record